This is a messenger RNA of Paramecium tetraurelia, 414 nucleotides long. RefSeq lists its product as uncharacterized. The transcript has 2 exons. NCBI's taxonomy places the organism in Eukaryota, Ciliophora, Oligohymenophorea, Peniculida, Parameciidae. The record is from RefSeq and is a predicted model, not a curated record.
AUGCCUCCCAAAACACAAUAAGUUGUGAGUGUCAUUAAAGAUGAAGAAAUGUUUCUUAAUUUGAUAAGUUCAGAAAAUAAAAAGUUGGUCUUACUUGAUGUUCACCCAGAUUGGUGUGGACCAUGUGAAAUGAUGCACCCAACUUACAAAACCUUAUAGACAAGCAUCGAUGACUUUGAAAAAAGAGUGGACAUCUACACUCUCGGCUAUAGCAAAAUCGUCACCUACAAACAUGACAAAUUUAACAGAGAGCCAACCAGUAAACCCAGGUUUGUCUUUUAUUAAGAUGGCAGAUUGGUUGAUGAAGUAUAGGGAGCAGAUAUUCCAGCUCUUAUUGAAAGAGUAUACAAAUAUUUACCUAUGGUAUAUUGAUUAUUAUAAAUCAAAUAAUACAUUAUUCUAAUUCAUUUAUUA